Messenger RNA from Cuscuta campestris, 774 nucleotides. The record is from the annotation of a GenBank genome assembly. Lineage: Eukaryota; Viridiplantae; Streptophyta; Magnoliopsida; Solanales; Convolvulaceae.
ACCUACUUGAUCUUCUCCGCUGGCACCGAUCCAUUUUUCCUGAAAUUAGAGAUUUACAGUACCUUCAAGUGUCAAUCGAUGGCUCCCGCUAUCGCUGUUAACCAAGUCAUUCCGGACGGAAAUUUAUCUUACUUUGAUGAUCAAGACAAGCUCCAGACUGUGGCCAUACAUUCGCUCGCGAAGGGUAAAAAGGUCAUUCUAUUCGCAGUUCCUGGAGCCUUCACUCCCACUUGCAGCAUGCAGCAUGUGCCUGGGUUUAUUGAGAAAGCUGAGGAAUUGAUCUCAAAGGGUGUUGAUGAAAUUCUCUGCCUCAGUGUGAAUGAUCCCUUUGUGAUGAAAGCUUGGGCAAAAACUUACCCGGACAACAAACACGUCAAGUUCUUAGCUGAUGGAUCUGCCACAUACACCCGUGCCCUUGGCCUUGAGCUUGACCUCUCAGAGAAGGGGCUUGGCAUUCGAUCUAAAAGGUUUGCACUUUUGGUUGAUGAUCUUACCGUAAAAGUUGCUAAUAUUGAAUCAGGCGGGGAAUUCAAAGUCUCUGGUGCUGAUGAAAUCCUUAAGGCUCUCUAGAUAAGUGUUUUUGCUCAAGUGUCUUUCAUAGAUGAAGCACUGCCUUUUUUUAUAAGUAUUUACCAUUAUGAAAAAACAUAUGACCGAUGUUUCCAUGAACCUGUCUUUUUUGAAAUAAAAUGACUUGUGAUCCUUUAAAUUCUACCGUUGGAUAUAUGAAAGGAAAAUUUGAUUAAAACCACCUGAUAAAUACUUCCUUUUGUA